UCUGCACGGAGCCGGAAAGUGCACCAGUCCGUCAUUGCUGCAACUCGACGCAGACAAAGAGAUGUUGGUAUGCUCCACCGGUGAGUUUGAGGUCGGAAAACCUCGUCGGAAAUUAGAAUCGCCUGGAUUUAGCUUUCCCCUUAAUCUAAAAACCCUAAACCUAAAAGCUCGUCAACACUCUCUUUAUCGAAAUGUUUAACUUCUAAGUUUUAUGUUUUAUUCAUUUUUUACCGAAACUACCAUUUAAAUUGUUUCAAAAUUACAUUUGAUACCACCACUAAAAAAAACAUGCAUGGACAAUUUAUUUCAUUUGAUACCACAUCAAUUCUUAGAGAUGAAAAAAUGAUGUUGAACAAAAAUUGGCUAUGACAAAGCUUAAAUGGAAUAGAACUGAAACAUCAAUUGUUUCUGAUGGGUCGACAGACAUUCAAAGGCAUCCACUAAUUAACUUUAUUACUAUUGUUUGUGAUGAGCCAGUAUUUUUGAAGAUAGUUGAUGCAUCCGGGGAGCACAAAGAUGUUGAAUAUUUGAAGCGGUUAGUUAUAGAAGUCAUCAAAGAGGUUGGUCCUGAUAAGGUAGUGCAUAUAAUCACAGAUAAUGUUGUUGUCUGUAAGAGUGCUGGCUCAAGUUUCAUGAGUGAGUUUCCUCAUGUCUUUUGGACUCCAUGUGUUGCACAUACCCCAAAUUUGGCAUUGAAGGACAAUAUGCACUCCACCAACUGAAGAACAAGAUCCUCGAGGACAUGAACUAUUUUCAUGGAUUCAACACAUGGAAAAAGAUGCAAAGAAUAUCAGAAAUUUCAAGUCGAUCACCAACAUGCAUUAUCACUCUUUGGUAGUUAUUCUGAUAUGAAAUUAUUGAAAGUUGCGGAGACACAGUUUGCUUCCACCAUCGUCAUGUUGAAAAGGUUUCAACGAGUAAAGGAAGUAUUAGUUCAUAUGGUGGCGACAAAGAUUGAAAUUUCUAUCGUGCUGAAGAUGAGGUUAAAACUCAAGCAAUCAAGAACAUUAUUGUGGAUGAUAAAUGGUGGGAUAGGUUGACAUAUUUUUUGGAGUUUACAAAACCAAUUUGGUGUAUGCUGAAGGAAGUGGAUAAGGAUGAGCCUAUGCUUCGUAAGGUUUACGAAAUAUGGAUAAUAUGAUUGAGCAAAUUCAGUCUAUAGUCUUCAAACGCGAAAAAAAAUGUAUUGUACUUGGUAAUUUAGAUUUUUUUAUCGCAUUCAUUCAAUACUAGUAGAAAGAUGGGAAAAGAGCAAUACUUCCCUACACUGCAUGGCUCAUUCUUUAAAUCCUAAAGAUUAUUCAAAAAGAUGGCUAGAAGGAGCUCCUGGACGUGUCCCUCCAAAUCAAGAUCACGAGAUAUCGAAGAAUAGAAUAUCAUGCAUGGAGAGACUUUAUUCGGAUCCCUAUGUUAAAAAACAAGCUAGUUAUGAAUAUUCAAAGUUCAAUGCAGGAAGAUUUGAAUCCAGAGAUGUAGAGAUAGAAAGAGAAGAUGAAGAAUUAAGUCAUUAAGUCCUUUUGAUCAGUGUUGUACGUAUCGUACGAUACGACCCCGUAUCGUUUUAAAAAAACGGUACGAUACACCCCCCGUAUCGUAAAUAGGGGUGUAUCAUUCCUGUAUCGCACGUAUCGUGCGAUACAGGGUCCGUAUCGUACGAUACGGGGCGAUACACCCUGUAUCGUACGAUAUGGGCUGAUUUCGCAAAAGAGGGCCCGAGACCUACUUAUUCGGCUUCUUUUUGAAAAAAAUCCUCCAUUCUUCAUUUCUCAAGCUCGGAUACUGCCGUCAGGGAGGGCGAUCGUCCAUUUUCACCAUCAAAAAGUUGAUUUUCACCGUAAAAUCGAAGAUUAAGUGGUCGAUUUGUGCGUGGGUGGUUGAUUUUCGUUGGGAGGAAAGGGGUUUUCUUCAUUUCUUAUUCGUAAGGUAUGAAAUCUCAUGUUUUUACCAUGUAUUCAUAAUUUUUUACCAUAUAAUCGUAGAUUGAAAGAUUUUGAGUGUUUUUCAUUAAGUUUACCAUAGGAUUUCUUUUUUUUUUUUUUUGAAGAUAUGGAUCUCACAUGGCAAUGGUGCGAAAGGGUGAAGGAGAAUAACCGCUUGAAACUCAAAUGUAGCUUCUGUGGGAAUACAUUUUCAGGAGGGAUUAGUAGAAUGAAAUACCAUUUAGCAGGGACCUCCAAAGGUGCGUCUCAUUAUGUUGGAGGACCAAACAAACCUUUGCCUCCAUAUGUGCGUCAGCAAUGUUUGGAUAUGCUUCAUGCUUUACAUCAAAAAAGGAUACAGAAAGAAAUUGAAGAGGCAGAUGUAGGCUAUAAUGAGCCUUUGGAAGAUGAAGAAGAAGAGGAAGAAGUUUAUGAAUGUGAUGAUGAAGAUGAUAGCAUUCUAAGAAUAGAUUUGGGGACCUCAAGAGGUAGAGAUUGUAGAGGAAAAUGGAUCAUGUAUGAAGGAGGUCGAUCUGGCGUAACGGGAAGGAAGAGAAGAGGCACAGCAGAUAGGGCCAGGCGUGGUAUGCAACCACCUAAUGGUAGAGUUCCUACAGGUAGGUCUAGUUUUGGCUCUAUUAAGAGCUUUUUUCCUUCAUAUACUAGCCUAGGUGGUCAGCCACAGAUUCGUGUUGCUAUGACAUCUAAAGAUAUGUUAUAUCAAGCACAAAAGAUGGUAAGAAAAUGGUUUUAUGAUGCAUGUAUUCCAUUUAAUACAGCUAAUUCUUUUCAAUUCCAAGUCAUGGCAGAUGUAAUUGCUUCUAUAGGCCCCGGAUUCAAAAUGCAAUCAUAUCAUCAGUUGAGGGGUAAAAUUCUUCAAGAUACAGUGAAAGAAGUGUCUGAACAUUGCAAUCAAUUGAAAUUAUCUUGGAAGGAAACAGGUUGCUCCAUUAUGUCAGAUGGAUGGACUGAUACAAGGUCAAGAACACUUGUAAAUUUUCUUGUUUAUUGUCCUAAAGGUACAAUGUUCUUGAAAUCUCUUGACUUGUCUGAUGUUCCUAAGACUGCUGAGAUUUUGUUCAAUGUUUUUGAUAAUGUCAUACAAGAAGUUGGACCUACAAACAUUGUACAGUUUAUUACAGAUAAUGCUGCAAAUUAUAGAGCUACAGGAGAUUUGUUAUUUCAAAAGUAUGGAACAUUCUUUUGGAGUCCAUGUGCCACUCAUUGUGUUAAUCUUAUGCUUCAAGAUCUUAAUGAGAUGCAUGAUAUGAAAUCAGCCAUUGAGCAAUGUCAAGAGGUAACAAAAUUUUAUCUAUAAUCAUGCAUAUGUAUUGAGUUUGAUGAGAAAGUUUACAAAAGGAGUUGAAUUGAUACGACCUGCACAAACUAGAUUUGCCACAAAUGUAUUGACUGUGCAGAGUGUGGUGAAACAAAGAACUCCUUUGAGGCAGAUGUUCGCUAGUGAAGAAUGGGUUGCAUAUCCACAUGCUCAUAAAAGAAAUGCUUCUUUAGCCAGGACAACCAUGCGUCUAGGUAAAUACAUAGAAAUGUUUAAUUUACUUUGCAUUGUUACAUUUGAUUCUUUUAGAACUUUCACAUUGAUUUGUUAUAACGUUAUAUUUUUGUUUACAUUUGUGGUGGAAUAGGUAUGGGUUUGAUUGUCCAAACCUAGCACGUUUUGCAAUCAAAGUCCUCAGCCAGACAUGCAGUGCUAGUGGAUGCGAAAAGAACUGGAGUGUGUUCCAACAUAUCCAUAGCAAAAAAAGGAAUAGGCUCGAACAUAAAAGGUUGAAUGACCUUGUCUUUGUUCGAUAUAAUAUGAGGUUGAAACAAAGAGAAUUACAAAAAACAUCAGCAAGGAAGCACACAUCUCAGUUCGAUCCUAUCAGCUUGGAAAACUUUGACGAUCUGGAGCCAUGGAUUGAGGAAGAACUGGCUACAAUAUUUGAUGAUGAAGAUCUUGAAUGUUUCAACCUUGAAGCUGAAGCAACAGAAGGCUUUGUUGAUGAAGGAGAGUCUGCUAGUGCUACUGCUAGUGCUGAAUAUGUUGGUGAGGAUCUUCCAAUUCUUGACGAUGAAGAUGAAGAAGAAGAUGAAGAUGAAGAUGAUGAAGAUUAUGAAUGAUGAAUCAUUAUAUGUAUUGUUGAACACUUGAAUGUUUUAUCACUUUAUGACUUAUGCUUUGUUGAUUGAAAUUGAAUGAUAUUGUUAUGAAUUUUGAUGUCUAUGAAGUAUGAAUGAUGAACCGUGAACGCGUACGUUUAUAGCAUUUAGCAAUAAUGAGUCUAUCAUUAUCUAAAACAUGUUUUCUACAAAAAAUUUAUUAUUUUUAAUUUUUUCUGAUUUUUUUUUUGAAUUUUCCUCUCUUUUUAAAAUUUUUCUGAUUUAUUAUUAUUAUUUUAAAAAAAUUUACGAUACGGUUACGAUACGGCGUAUCUUAAAGCCCGACCGAUACGCCUUAUGAUACGCGUUUUACAACAUUGCUUUUGAUUGGUGGUCAACAUAUGGAUCAGAAAUGCCAACUCUCCAAAAAUUGGCAUUGAAAUUGCUUAGUCAGCGUGUCACAUUGUCAAGUUGCGAAAGGAAUUGGAGCAUAUAUUCUCAUAUACAUAAUAUUAAAAGGAAUAAACUCACUAGCAAGCAUGUAGAAGACCUUGUUUAUGUGCACUCCAAUUUGCAUCUACUUUCAAGAAAGGAUAAAGAGUAUAGGUAUGAUACAUCUAUGAUUCUAUAUUUGUUUAUGUUAUUUUGUUAAUUUAAUAUUUCAACUCUUUAAUCUUCUUAUAAUUAAAUGCAGUCGUGGAUCAUCUCAAUAUUGGGAUGUGGAUGCAGAAGAAUUCGAUUUUGACGGAGAGUGCAACUUACAAACUGCUAAUCUAGAUUUAGCUGAUCUGUUAUUCCUUCUGAUGAUUUUGCUGAUAACAUUGAUUUUAGUGAAAGGACUGAAGAUAAUCAAGAAAUCGAUGGAGGAAAAUUAGAAUAUAAGAUUAAUACAAGAAUGAUGAAUUUCAUUUUAUUUUUUUUAAUUGUUGAAUCAAUUGAUGGAACAAUCCUUAAAACUGUAAUGAUCUAAUCCUUCUUGAUUUGUAGUGGUUAUUUGUUAAUUUUUAUUUAAAUUUUUCUGAUAUAAUAUAUAAUAUAAUAAUGUCUCGCCGCACCUGCACUGAAGUUUUUUUGGACCUUGCCGCAUCCUGCAACCCACACCCAUGUGACAUAGCUCUUCGGAUCUGAACCACUCCACCAUCAUCAAUGACUAAGGUAAAACAACUUCGACUUCAUCAUACAAUCAAUGGAACUGAUCAGCGAUGCAUGAGAUUAAGUCGUGAUAAGAUCCCUGAUCUAUGCCACGGUGAACUUUAACGCCCAACAAAACAACACCAAUGAUGUUGGCAGAAAAAGAAGACAAGUAGAAGGGACCGACCAACCUGUAGCGUCAAGCUCACUUAGGGCGAAACUGGCUCUAAUACCAUGUUACACUCGUU
This is a messenger RNA of Nymphaea colorata (pocket water lily), 5401 nucleotides long. RefSeq lists its product as uncharacterized. The transcript has 2 exons. The record is from RefSeq and is a predicted model, not a curated record. Bases 2047 to 3237 code for a protein of 396 amino acids. NCBI's taxonomy places the organism in Eukaryota, Viridiplantae, Streptophyta, Magnoliopsida, Nymphaeales, Nymphaeaceae.